Molecule: messenger RNA, 831 nt
Organism: Guyanagaster necrorhizus
Lineage: Eukaryota; Fungi; Basidiomycota; Agaricomycetes; Agaricales; Physalacriaceae
Exons: 1
Coding region: 386-826 (146 amino acids)
Source: RefSeq, a predicted model, not a curated record
GCCGAUUUCGACAUUGUAUUUUGAUCUCAGGUGAGGAGGUGGGUACAUUGAUGUCGUUUGUGUUUUGAUAUCAGUCUCGAUUGAGGUAAUUCGUUGCAAUUUUGAGAUGCUUGAAUGCCAUGAAGUGAACGAGACAUUGACAUCGCCGGUGUCGACACUGGACUGUACAUCCCACCAUCAGAUUGCUACCGCGGCGGUUAGUCCGAUACUGGCAGAGUUCAUAUAUAUAUCGUUAACAGUUGUGCUCCAAAGCCGCUGUCUGACCUUGCAUGCCCCUCACAACCUUGCUACCAUUUGAGACCCUCCAUUUCAAAAUAACUUGAAAAGUAAGUAUGUAUUUCAGAAACUUAUAUCCGGCCCUAGAUCCACCCACAGUCACAGUUCCAUGGCGCACAAUAUCGGCUUUCAAGUACCCGUCGGAUGGCCAAGUUCUACCGCCGCAUCUACCAGUCCAACUGUCAUUUUAUCGAGUCCGCCAACACUAAAUCUCAUUUCCGCCAUGCUAACAACUUUUGAAUUGGACGAGGUGUCUACCGCGGGCGAAGGAACAGCAAUCACGCAAUACAUCCAGCGUCACGGGAUGGUAAACCCUGUUACCCGGAGACUGCAAUCGGGGGUCAUGUUCUGGGUAUACCCAGAAGGCCGUGAGGGGCCGUACGAGGAAAUGAAGGAUGAUGGGCGUGCGAAGACGGGAAGAACUCUAUUGCACGGACUGUUGGUCACGAUUGAGAAUGGUGCGGUGAUGGAGGGAAUGGUGGAGAGUGUAUUGGAAUAUUUACCCUGGGAUGCGAUUGGCCAUUUACAUUUUCCGGGGCGACAGGCCUAGCCUUG